Messenger RNA from Capsicum annuum, 2293 nucleotides. Its product is annotated as SUN domain-containing protein 4. The transcript has 5 exons. The record is from RefSeq and is a predicted model, not a curated record. NCBI's taxonomy places the organism in Eukaryota, Viridiplantae, Streptophyta, Magnoliopsida, Solanales, Solanaceae. Gene Ontology annotation, biological process: protein folding in endoplasmic reticulum. Gene Ontology annotation, cellular component: cytoplasm; membrane. Bases 475 to 2235 code for a protein of 586 amino acids.
AUAGCUGGCAUUUACACGUCAUCCACGCUUUUAAACCUUCAAUCAUUGGACUGUCAUCUCCGCCAUUCCAAAUUUCAUGUGACCCUAAACUUGUCCGUCUACUCGCUCCUUUUUAUUUCACUUGUCUCUUCGAAUGGUGAAGGAAGUAGGUGGUCCAUAGUUGAUAGUAAUAAGAGAAACCGCCAUCUUUGCUUCCUCGAAUUCCAAGUCUUUCAAGAAUCAACGGGAGAGCGGACUUUUUCAAAAAGGAACAGUAGAUGUAAGAGAGAGCCGUUUCUCUGAGGUUGAAUACUAUAUAAAAUAAAUUAAAAAGAAAAGCCAAGAGUUGAAACGGCAAGACAAAACCAGAAAAAGAUUUUCACUGGAAUUCAGCGAUUUUGAGGUGUUUUUUUUUUCUUUUGGGUUUUUAAGAUCAAGGCUUAUUUUGACUAUCUCUUCUUAGGAUUGAGUCACAGCAAAUCAGUUUGAUGUGCAAUGCAGAGAGCACACGGGGCUCUUCUGCAAAGAAGAGCUUUGGAGAAGGAAAUUUACAGGAGGAAUUGGGCUCAUAAAGUCUCUCUUUCUGCAGUUUCUCUUCUGUGGGCUCUUGUUUUCCUUUUGAACUUGUGGAUUGGCCAUGGUGAUGUUAAUGGAGAUGGUUCUGGAGAUUUUCCUGUUGCUGUAACAUCAUGUGCUGAAAAUAAACCUCAAUAUGAUAGAGGCACUUGUUCUGCUUUUCCCAAGACUUCCAGUUCAUCACAGGGAAUCCAGUUUGAUGAUUCAGCCAAGAACUCAUGUACAUGGGCAGGCAAAAGUCAAGUUAGCAAUGGAGAAUCACCGGAUGUUCUGCGAAACAACAACCCAGGUCCUUCAAUUCAAGAACAAAUUACUGAGGGAAAACCAAAGUCAGCGCCAAAUUCAGAAAAGGGUGCUUCAAAAUCUGACAGAUUCGCUCGUGCCGUGCCUUCAGGUUUUGAUGAAUUCAAAAACAAGGCAUUUAACGCCAAAAAUCUGAACAAAAUCGGCCAGUCUGGAGGAAUUAUACAUAGGUUAGAGCCAGGAGGAUCAGAGUACAAUUAUGCUUCUGCUUCAAAAGGAGCCAAAGUCUUGGCUUACAACAAGGAAGCAAAAGGUGCUUCCAAUAUCUUGAGCAGAGAUAUGGACAAGUACCUUCGUAAUCCUUGCUCAGCUGAAGAGAAGUUUGUUGUCAUCGAACUGUCAGAAGAGACCCUUGUGGAUACAGUUGAGGUUGCAAAUUUUGAACAUCACUCGUCUAACUUAAAAGAUUUUGAGCUCCUUGGUAGUCCCAUUUAUCCUACAGACACAUGGAUCAAACUUGGGAAUUUUACCGCUGGAAAUGUAAGGCAUGCUCAAAGGUUUCUUCUUCCAGAGCCAAAAUGGGUAAGAUAUCUUAAAUUGAAUCUUCUGGGCCAUUAUGGUUCAGAGUUCUACUGUACGCUGAGCAUUUUGGAGGUGUUCGGAGUUGAUGCUGUUGAAAUUUUGCUUGAGGAUCUUAUUUCUGAUCAAGAUAAAUUGUUUGUUCCCGAACAAACUAAUAAUGAGGAGAAAUUUGUGCCCACUCAACAUGUUUCUAAUCAAGGUAAAACGUUUCAAAAUGUUGACGAUGAAAUGGAAAAGGAUCUUGCUGUUGGAAAAACUGAUGUUACAAGGGGAGUAAUGACUAUUGAUGUGCCUGACCCAGUGGAAGAAGUUCGUCAUCAACAGGUAAAUAGGAUGCCGGGAGACAGUCUGAAGAUACUGAUGAAAAAAGUGCGGUCACUAGAUAUCAAUUUGUCUGUUUUGGAACGAUACAUGGAAGAGUUAAAUUCUAGAUAUGGAAAGAUUUUCAAAGACUUCGACUCUGAAAUGGGAGAAAAAGAUGUUCUUCUUCAAAAUAUCAAGUCAGACAUAAGGGGUUUAUCUCAAAGCAAGGAUUACAUAGGUAAAGAAGUUGUCGACCUAGUUUCAUGGAAAUCCCUUGUUUCCACACAGCUAGAAGAAAUUAUCCGGGGAAAUGCUAUUCUUAGGAAGGAGGUGGAAAAGGUUCAAAGGAAUCAGGUACACAUGGAAAACAAAGGAAUUGUUAUUUUUCUUGUAUGUUCAUUUUUUGGAUUAUUGGCUUUUGUCAAGCUACUAGUAGAUACAGUUUUGAGUAAUUGUAGGUUGGAAAAUUCCAGGAAAUUAUAUUCAGAGAGUUACUCCUGGUAUUUCCUACUCUUGAGUUCUACCGUUACAAUUAUCCUCCUUGCCUUGUAAUUUAUUUUAUGUAAUAUAGAAACGGCAGCAGCACCCACAUAGAACUUCAUCGUUCUCA